Cordyceps militaris CM01 is the source of this 915-nucleotide messenger RNA. RefSeq names its product NAD(P)-binding domain. Lineage: Eukaryota; Fungi; Ascomycota; Sordariomycetes; Hypocreales; Cordycipitaceae. The transcript has 2 exons. Gene Ontology annotation, molecular function: oxidoreductase activity, acting on the CH-OH group of donors, NAD or NADP as acceptor. Bases 1 to 915 code for a protein of 304 amino acids. The record is from RefSeq and is a predicted model, not a curated record.
AUGCCCUCCAAGGUCGGCAUGCCCAUUGAGCCGCCGGCCCUCGUCGCCGUCACCGGCGCCAACGGCUUCAUCGCCCAGCACUGCAUCGCCGCGCUCCUCCAGCACGGCUACCGCGUCGUCGGCACCGUCCGCGCCGCCGCCAAGGCCGCCGCCGUCCAGCACGCCCACGGCCACCACCCCAAGCUGACCGUCGCCGUCGUCGCCGACAUCACCGACCCGGCCCAGUACCGCGCCGUGCUCGCGCCGCUCGCGCCCGCCGCCGUGCUGCACCUCGCCGCGCCCUUUCACUACCGCGCCACCGACUUUGAGACGGAGCUCAUGGUGCCCGCCGUGCGCGGCGCCACCGCCAUCCUCGACGCCUGCGCCGCCAUCCCGGACGCCCCGACGGCGUACCGCGCGAGCAAGACGGCCGCCGAGCGCGCCGCCUGGGCCUUUAUGAAGGACCGCCCCGUUGCCUUUGACAUGGUCAGCCUCUGCCCGGCCAUGGUCUUUGGCCCGUUCCUGCCCAAGGCAAGGCCGCGCGCCGUCGCCGACGUCAACACGAGCAACCGCAUCGUCUGGGGCGUCGUGAGCGCCGGCCGCGCGGCCCCGGUGCCGCCGACAAAGGGCCCCGUCUGGGUCGACGUGCGGGACGUGGCCGACGCGCACGUGCGCGCGCUCGUCGUGCCCGAGGCCGGCGGCGGCCGGUACCUGCUGGCGCAGGGCGUGUAUUGUAACCAGGAGAUUGCGGAUGUGGCGCGGCGUGUGGCGCCGAUGGCGGAUCGGAUCCCGGUCGGCACGCCGGGCACGCGCGAGGCCCAAGGGCAUUUUGGCGUCGAUGCGGCCGAGACGGAGCGCGUGCUGGGUGUGAAGUGGCGCGGUCUGGACGAGUGCUUGCGGAGCCUCGUGCCGCAGCUGUUUGAGAUGGAGGAGUAG